UUUUAAGCCAUCUUAAUUUCAAUGAGAGCAUUUCAUUGAAGAUUCUGAAUUACUUAACCUCAAGCGGCUUCACAUGUUUGAGUAGCUACUCAUGGCUGCCAAUUUCUUUAACAACAAGGCCCGAGCUGCAGCAGCUGCCGCAGCAUCCACCAGUUCGAAGCAAAAGCCAACAGAUGGAAAGGAGGAGCAGACACGGCUGCAGCCAUGGGUUGAGAAAUACCGUCCCAAGACCCUCGAUGAUGUAGCCGCGCAAGACCACACCACGAAAGUCCUUCAACGGACAUUACAAGCUUCAAAUACCUCGACCAUCCUCGCGCUUGCAAAAUCACUAUUCGGCCCUGCUCUUUAUCGGUCACGCAUCCUCGAACUGAACGCCUCAGACGAACGAGGUAUCGGCAUUGUCCGGGAGAAGGUCAAGGGAUUCGCCCGCACGCAACUCAGCCAACCCACCGGAUUGGACCCAUCAUAUUUCGAACAAUACCCCUGCCCACCGUUCAAGAUCAUCAUCCUGGAUGAGGCGGAUAGCAUGACUCAAGAUGCACAGUCUGCGCUCAGACGCACGAUGGAACAAUACAGCCGGAUCACCCGUUUCUGUCUCGUCUGCAACUACGUCACACGAAUCAUUGAGCCGCUUGCCAGUCGAUGCAGCAAGUUCCGCUUCAAGCCGCUGGAUAAUUCGGCCGCAGCGGAGCGCUUGGCGCAUAUUGCCAAGUUAGAGAAUUUGAAGCUUGAUGAGGGCGUCACUGAUAAGCUGAUUAGCUGUGGCGAAGGGGAUUUACGGCGUGCCAUCACAUACAUGCAGAGUGCGGCCCGGUUGGUAGGCGCUGGUCGUCCGACGGGUCAGAAAGAUGGGGACGAGGACUCUGAGAUGACAGACGCCAGCUCAGAACCUGUCACUGUGCGAAUGAUCGAAGAGAUUGCCGGUGUUGUCCCUGAAAGCAUUAUAGAUCGACUCGCUCAGGCCAUGCAGCCGAAGAAAUUGGGGUCUUCCUACGAGGCUGUCUCUGCCGUCGUCACGGAUAUUGUUGCGGAUGGAUGGAGCGCGGGUCAGCUUGUCUUACAGCUGUACCGACGGAUUGUCUACAAUGAUGCUAUUCCGGACAUACAAAAGAACAAGAUCGUAACCGCUUUCUCGGAGAUGGACAAGCGUCUGGUCGACGGGGCAGACGAACAUUUGUCGAUACUAGAUCUUGCUCUCCGAAUAUCAGGCAUCCUAGGCGGCUCAUGAUUUAUUGAUCUACACAUAAUCGAGGAUUUUAGCCGCUUUUUUCACUCAUGAUGGC
Messenger RNA from Aspergillus novofumigatus IBT 16806, 1283 nucleotides. Its product is annotated as replication factor C subunit 2. The record is from RefSeq and is a predicted model, not a curated record. Gene Ontology annotation, cellular component: DNA replication factor C complex; nucleus. Bases 92 to 1228 code for a protein of 378 amino acids. Gene Ontology annotation, molecular function: DNA binding; DNA clamp loader activity. Gene Ontology annotation, biological process: DNA-templated DNA replication; DNA repair. The transcript has 4 exons. NCBI's taxonomy places the organism in Eukaryota, Fungi, Ascomycota, Eurotiomycetes, Eurotiales, Aspergillaceae.